Messenger RNA from Homo sapiens (human), 1797 nucleotides. RefSeq names its product translation initiation factor IF-2-like. Lineage: Eukaryota; Metazoa; Chordata; Mammalia; Primates; Hominidae. The coding region runs from base 1 to 1161 and encodes 386 amino acids. The record is from RefSeq and is a predicted model, not a curated record. The transcript has 4 exons.
AUGGAUCUGCCCAUGAAUCUGCACACCGACAACUUCUUUCAACUUCUUCUCUUCUGGAUCAAUAAGAAUGAGUAUUUUCUGAUUUGUCACUGUUCUAAAUGCAUCGACCUUCAUCAUGCCAAGGAAAAUGGCGGGCAGCAGAGGGAUGGAAAGAAAGAUAUGCCUGAAAGGGGAAGUGCUCAAUGGGGAAUGGGUGGGCCACGGGUGGUGAGCUGCGAGGAGCAGCUCCUCCAUUGUUCGCGGGCUCCGGGCCCCGCCGUCCCCGCCUCCCCCUGGACCCCGCAGCGGGGCGGCGCCCGGCCUCGCCGCCCGGGGCCCGUGAGCUCGCGCACUCACCAGCUGGGCGCCCUCAGCGCGGCCCCGGCCUCCAAAAUCCCGGCAGCAACGACGGGGGCCCCGGCGCCAUGUUCCCCUGCUCCUAGUCCAGCGGCGGCUGAGGCGGCGGCGGCGGCUCCGGCGGCGGGGGGCCGGGCGGACCCUCCCUCGCGGCGGCGGCACCUCCUUCCUGCGACGGCCGCUCCCGCGCGCGCGCCCCCUCGCUACUGCGCGUGCGCGGCGCGUGGACCGUUGCAGGGGUAUAACGGCCCCUGGGCGCGCGCCGCGAAGGGACAACCAGCGAGGCAGUGGGAAGAGGUCAGAGCGCGUGCGCACCCGAGGGGCUUACUGCCACAGCCGCUGCCUGAGGUUAGGAACGGCCGCGGACGGUGCAGUGCGCGUGCGCCCCCGAAAAUGCCGCUAUUGCGGCGGCCGCCGUCGCGACUGAGCGCGAGGCGACUUGCAAACGAGCAGAGGGAGCGGGAUGGGCGAGCGCGCGUGCGCGGGGGGCUGCCAGCCGGCGCAGCUGCUGGCGCAGGGCGGAGGGAGUGGUCCGCAGGAGCUGCGCGCGCGUCUCAAGCAGCCGAUCUACUGCCUCGCGCUGGCUCCUGGAGAAAGCCGAAGGAGAGAGGCAUGGCCCGGUUUUGGGGGUGGGGGGCGAAGGGCGCGAUCCCGCUCGCGCGGGACCUGACCAGCCAAUGGGAAGCAAUGGGAGGUGGGUUUGCCGCGCGAGCCGCAGCCGCCGGGAUAACGGAGGAGGCCAGAAGGAGCGACGUAACGUGGGGCGGUGGGGCGGGGCUGAGAAGGAGGGAGCGCACCAGAGAGGGAGUUGAUUGGAGGAUAUGAGGAGGCGUGGCCCGCCUCAGCCCAAUCCGAGCCCCGCAAUUCGUCGUCCCGGAAGAAGAGGCGGGGCUGGAGAGCGCGUGCUCUUUCUCCUGGCUGUGAAGAAAAUCUGCAGCCAACGCGCGCGUCCAUGCAACUUGUUUUUGGUUCUGUGAACGACUGAUCCCCAGGAGAGGGAAGACGGCCUGGUCCUGUGUGCAGCCCAAGCCUGUCACUUAGCAUUGUGCAAAUGGCUACAAAUCGAAUGUCAAUUAGGGCGCCUGAAGGGAAAAGAGUAGUGAUGGGAGAGGGCACCGCUGUAACCCUUGACUCCUCUGAACUGAGGAGGUGUUCCUCUGGGACUCCUCCGGAAGUACAGAUCGUGGAAGAUGAGCUUCCCGGGCGCCGAGCCAAUAUUUGUGGAAUGCAUGAAGAAAGGCUGUUUCCUAUUACAUUUGGCAUUUCUGCCAUCAGUCUCUUCAUCUAUAAAAUGGGAUAAUAAUCGUACCUCUCUCGUAGGGCUGCUGUGAAAAUUAAAUAGAUUAUAUUUUGCAAAGCUCUUGAAAUCAUGCAUUGCAUACAUAGUAAGCGCUCUGUAAGCGUUGAUAAAUAAAAUUACAGGGGCUUGUUUAUUCCAUUAAUAAAGAUUUUUAUAUUAAA